Molecule: messenger RNA, 1296 nt
Organism: Closterium sp. NIES-65
Lineage: Eukaryota; Viridiplantae; Streptophyta; Zygnematophyceae; Desmidiales; Closteriaceae
Source: the annotation of a GenBank genome assembly
AUGCCCGCGCUCAGCUCCACGAUGACGGAGGGCAAGAUCGUCGCGUGGUCCAAGAGCGAGGGCGAGACGGUGAGCAAGGGCGAGUCGGUGGUGGUGGUGGAGUCGGACAAGGCGGACAUGGACGUGGAGACGUUCUACGACGGCAUCAUCGCCACCAUCCUUGUCGGCGAGGGCGAGGUGGCACCUGUGGGUGCAGCCAUCGCCAUCCUGGCAGAGAGCGAGGACGACAUGGAGGCCGCCAAGAAGAAGGCCGCCAAGCUCGGCGGCGGUUCUGAUGGUGGUGCUGCUGCUGCUCCUGCUGCACCAGCUGCGGCUGCUGCUCCUGCGCCUGCUGCUGCCGCCCCCCCUCCCCCGCCCCCUGCACCUGCCGCGCCUGCUACCCCAGGGAAGGUGGUUGCAACGCCCGAGGCAAAGAAGCUGGCGAAGAAGCACAAGGUUGACCUGGCCAAGGUAGCAGGCUCCGGUCCCUACGGCCGGAUCACCCCUGACGACAUCAAGAAAGCAGCAGGCAUCGCGACCGCCCCUGCUCCCACCAUCAUCGCUCCUGCUCCCGCUGCCGCCGCUGCUGCUCCUGCCGCUCGUGCUGCUGCUGCGCCUGCAGCAGCAGCAGCGCCGCUGCCAGCGGGGGCGUCAGUGGUGGCGUUCACGGCGAUGCAGGGGGCGGUGGCGAGGAACAUGGAGGCCACGCUCGUUGUGCCCACCUUCCGUGUUGGUUACACCGUUACCACCGACGCCCUUGACGCACUGUACAAGCGGGUGAAGGGCAAGGGAGUGACCAUGACGGCGCUGCUCGCCAAGGCAGUGGGCAUGGCGCUGGCGAGGCACCCCAUCGUGAACGCCGCGUGCAAGGACGGGAAGAGCUUCCACUACAACGAGAGUGUGAACGUGGCGGUGGCUGUGGCCAUGGAUGGCGGGCUCAUCACGCCCGUGCUCAAGAACGCAGACGAGACGGACCUGUUCACAAUGUCAGGGCAGUGGAAGGAGCUGGUGGGCAAGGCACGGAGGAAGGCCCUGAGCCCAGGCGACUACAGCGGAGGAACCUUCACACUGUCCAACCUGGGCAUGUUCGGCGUGGAUCGGUUUGACGCCAUCCUGCCCAUCGGCCAGGGUGCGAUCAUGGCCGUUGGAUCAUCCAUCCCAACAAUGGUGGCAGCAGAGGAUGGCAGCUUCGGCAUCAAGAGGCAGAUGCAGGUGAAUGUCACGGCUGACCAUCGGAUCAUUUAUGGCGCUGAUUUGGCGGAGUUCCUCCAAACUUUCGCUAAGAUUGUGGAGGACCCAGAUCAGCUUACCUUGUAA